Molecule: messenger RNA, 1107 nt
Organism: Dendronephthya gigantea
Lineage: Eukaryota; Metazoa; Cnidaria; Anthozoa; Malacalcyonacea; Nephtheidae
Product: uridine phosphorylase 1-like
Exons: 7
Coding region: 196-1089 (297 amino acids)
Biological process (GO): uridine catabolic process; nucleotide catabolic process
Cellular component (GO): cytoplasm; cytosol
Molecular function (GO): uridine phosphorylase activity
Source: RefSeq, a predicted model, not a curated record
ACAAGUCAAAACAAAAAUACAUGAAACAAAAUCACUGCAAGGAAUUAUCGUUUGUCACGCAAAGCUUGGUGAAUUGUUUGGUCCAGCAAAUGGUAUCAAAUAAUUCGUGCAUCAAAGUUUAUAAAACCGGACGAUAUAUAGAAAAAGCAAACAACGGUGGAGAAAAUAUUUAUAAACAAAGCCAGAAAUAUUAAUAUGGGUGAUAAAUCCUAUAUACAAAAUCCUCAUCUGUCAGGGAUGACUGUUGAUGAGCUUUAUCAUAUUGGUCUAAAUACAAAUGAUGACCUUAAAACAAUAUUUAGUGAUGUUAAGUUUGUUUGUCUUGGAGGCAGCAGUGGAAGAAUGGAGAAAUUUGCCAAAUUGUUGCAGGAUAGGUUAAGAGAAGAAGGUUUAAAUUGUGGGUCAGAGAUAAAAAAUUUAAGCAAAACUGAUCGCUAUGUCAUGUAUAAAGCCGGACCUGUGCUCUCUGUAAAUCAUGGUAUGGGCAUUCCAUCCAUAUCUAUAAUCCUGAACGAACUGAUAAAAUUACUUCACUAUGCCAAUGCGAGAGAUGUUGUAUUUUUUCGUCUUGGUACUUCAGGUGGACUUGGAACAGAACCAGGUACAGUCGUCGUGACAAAAAAUGCCGUGAAUGAAUUACUCAAGCCACAGUACGAACAGAUUAUUCUGGGAAAACGAGUGAGUCACUCCAGUGAAUUGGACAGUAAGCUGACAGCGGAAUUGCUGGCAUGUAAUCGCGAGGAUUUUGCGGUUGUGUCUGGUGACACGAUGUGCACUUUGGAUUUUUAUGAAGGUCAAGCGAGGUUGAACGGUGCUUUUUGCGAUUACGAAUCAGAGGAUAAAAUGUCAUAUCUACAAAAAGUUUACGAAGCUGGCGUGCGUAAUAUUGAAAUGGAGUCGUUGUGUUUUGCUGCUAUGUGCAGACGAGCCGGGAUACCAGCGGCAGUCGUUUGCGUCGCUCUCUUAAACAGAUUACGCGGGGAUCAACUUAAUCAUAGUCCGGAAGAUCGCCGGGAUUAUGAAAAUAGACCGAUGAAACUGAUCAUAAGUUAUAUCAUUCAACAACUUACGAAGAACGGACAGAAAUAGACUAAUUAUUUGUAAAAU